Messenger RNA from Naegleria lovaniensis, 1155 nucleotides. RefSeq lists its product as uncharacterized. The record is from RefSeq and is a predicted model, not a curated record. The transcript has a single exon. Lineage: Eukaryota; Heterolobosea; Eutetramitea; Acrasida; Naegleriidae. Gene Ontology annotation, molecular function: hydrolase activity, acting on ester bonds. Bases 1 to 1155 code for a protein of 384 amino acids.
AUGUCUUUCUCAUAUAGUCAAGCCAAUAACAGUGGGUUCCAACAAGGAUCAUCAUCAGGAGGAAGAUCUAGAAAUAAUAAUCAACGGAAUGCAUCAUCAAAUUAUUCCAAUAAUUCUAAUGAUAGAUUUAGAUCGGAAAAACCAAAGAAUACUACAAACAAGACUGGAUCAUCGUCCUCAUCAGAAGGAGGGUUGGAGGCCUACAAUAAACAAGCCUUGGCAGAAUUGGUAGAAAUUUUGGAUGAAACACCAGAUUUGGGAUUUGUCGAUACUCAUGUCCAUUUUGAAUACAUUUUACAAAGAAUGUUUAAAGCACAAUUGGGUGAAGUUUCUACCAGUGAAAAGAACUUGAUAGAUACCUUGUGUUUUGAAACAAAGGAUAAGGAGCUUUCUGAGAGAAUAUUGUCAAGAAUGAAUGCAUUUGUGUGUGUACAAUGUGAUCCAACUUCAUUCUCAAGUCUGGGAUUGUGGAGAGAUUUGAUAGAAAUGAAGAAUUUGAAUAUUGGUGUGACAUUUGGUUUACAUCCACACAAUGCAUCGUACUAUGAUGAAAAGAUGCAAGACAGAAUUAAUCAAUGUAUUGCUGAAGCAGGUGAUAAGUGUGUCGCGUAUGGUGAAUGUGGACUUGACUAUCACUAUAAUAAUUCGCCAAGAGAACAACAAAUGUCAUGCUUUGCCAAACAAUUGCAAAAUGCAGUGGCUCUCUCACUUCCAGUAGUUGUUCAUGCAAGAGAGGCAGAAGAGGAUGCUUUCAACAUCAUGAAAGAAAAUCUCCCAAAAGAUUGGAAGAUUCACGUUCACUGUUUCACAGACAGAGAGGAAUUUGCUCAAAAACUCAUCUCACACUUUCCUAACUUGUAUAUUGGAUUUACUGGUGUUGUGACCUAUGCUCCAAGAGGAAACUCAAACAAUAAGGACCAAAAUUUGGAAGGAGUUGUUCGUUCCUUGCCAUUGAAUAGAAUUUUAUUGGAAACCGACGGACCUUACAUGCCCGUUCGCCUUUCCAAAUCACCCAAUACAGGAAGCAAGAGACCCAUUGCUCACUCUGGACAUAUUCCAUUAAUUGCCAAGAGAAUUGCUGAUAUUAAGAAGAUUUCAAUCAAGCAAGUUUUCGAACAAUGUCGUCUCAAUACGAUGAACAUGUAUGGUUUGUGA